AUGACUUCAGUAAACGUCAGGACACAAGGCGAUGACGAGAUCGAAACACACAUUUUGUCAGUGGUCGACAGCGAGACGCUCAAAGCUGAGGAAGCACUUGCAAAACAAGUCAAAGGAGUGAAUCGUCGCCCGCGCACCCAUCGUCGUCUAGUAGGACAGCAACUUGGAUUAGCUGAAGAUAAAGGAACAUCGCAGCAACAGCAUGACGUGGAAGAGGAGGAGGAUGUAGAAUCAGUACCUCGACCUUUAUCACAUGCCAAUAUCAGUCAACAACGACAAAGUGAGAGUAUGAUGAUUGAUGAGGAUGAGAUUCAAGUUGAAGAACACGACAAGGAGAAUACGGGUCGCGCCUUGUUUGGUUUCACUGCUGGAGUACGCAAAGGCAAAUCAACACAAUCAAUGAUGAAAAAGGCCAUGGAAGAACAAGAACAAGCAGCAGCAACGAAAGAAUUGGCACCAUCAGCACGUAGGAAGCGUGGAAGACCAUCCAAACAAAAAGACAAUGCAAAGGUGGAUCAUGCUAAACGACAACGGAUACAACGACAAAUGGAGCUCUUGAAAGACAAUCAACAAAGCGAUGCAGAAGACAACGCGACCGAUACCGAAGAAGAGGAAGAGGAAGAGGAAGAAGAUGAAGAGGAAGAGAAGAACGAUACACGACAACGAGAUGAUUCGGAUACAGAAGAUGUUGGCAAGGUUGAUGAUGCACCUGGUUACGAACGCUAUUUUCAAGAUUUACAUGGCAAAUCAAUGACAUCCAACAACACCAUGUCAAAGCUUGCUGUACUUGAGCCUGCAGAAUUCAAUGAAUUGCUUGAAGGUGCACCAAAAAAGCAUUCCGACGACAUUCAACAACUUGUUCAUAUGCACGAGCGACAUUAUCCACAAUGGUUCUUUGAAUUGAAUGCUGGUUUCAAUCUCCUUUUCUAUGGUUACGGUUCAAAGCGUCGCCUUCUCAACAAGUUUGCACAAGAAAUUCUUACCGAUGGUCCAUUAUUGGUGAUCAAUGGCUUCUUCCCAUCCAUUACGAUCAAAGACAUUCUCAACAAAAUCACCAUGGGCGCGCUACCUGAAGGAUUUGCUCCAAGCAGCACCAGCACACAAGAGAUUGUCACUUUUAUUUGUGAUUACUUUGCAAGUGAUGAGCGCAUCUACGACAAAUUGUAUCUUGUUAUUCACAACAUUGAUGGGAACAAUCUACGCAAUGACCGAACGCAAACAGCACUUUCAAUUCUCGCACACGCACCCAACAUCCAUCUUGUUGCCUCCAUCGACCAUAUCAAUGCACCUUUACUUUGGGACAGUAUCAAAACAAGCCGAUUCAAUUGGGUAUGGCACGAUGCUACAACAUACGAUGAUUACAUUGUGGAAACCAGCUUUGAAAACACAUUGCUUGUACGCACGAGCGAGAUGGGUGGUGCAAGAGGUGCUCAAUACGUAUUACGAUCCUUGACCAGUAAUGCUCGAGGUGUCUUCCGAGUCCUUGCCGAAUCACAGCUGAUAGAAAUGGAGAUGGCCAACUUUGAUCAUGCACGUGGAAACGAUUCAGUUGGAUUGACUUAUAGCCGAUACUAUGACAUGUGCCGAGAAGGAUUCUUUGUCUCCACGGAUGUUGCUUUUCGAUCACAGCUUACUGAGUUUCACGACCAUCACAUUAUCAAUUCCAAAAAGUUACUCGAUGGCACUGAGGUCUUUUUCAUUCCAUUGGACAAAAUGACAUUAACAGGCUUGCUUGAGGAAAUGGCUGAUUAA
This is a messenger RNA of Lichtheimia ornata, 1752 nucleotides long. RefSeq lists its product as uncharacterized. The record is from RefSeq and is a predicted model, not a curated record. Gene Ontology annotation, molecular function: DNA replication origin binding. The transcript has a single exon. NCBI's taxonomy places the organism in Eukaryota, Fungi, Mucoromycota, Mucoromycetes, Mucorales, Lichtheimiaceae. Gene Ontology annotation, biological process: DNA replication. Gene Ontology annotation, cellular component: nucleus; nuclear origin of replication recognition complex. Bases 1 to 1752 code for a protein of 583 amino acids.